AUGGGAAAAUGGAUUUUGCCACUUUUUCUCCAGCAAUCACGGGAUCUCUUUGUGACCCAGAGGAAGCUGAGCUGGAAAUAUAAACUGGCCCUUUUUGCUCUAUGCAGCGCCAUCAGUUUUAAUAGCAAACCUGUUUGCUUUCUACCUGGGUAUUCCUUCCUGUUGGACUAUCCAAUGCUCUCUAUCAUCACAGUCAAUAUUUUAUGGAUUCUCCUGUCUAUAAAUCUGUACUUUUUCCAGUAUUUUCGCUGCUUUGUGGUGGUAUUCUUCCUUUCUUGUGGAUUGCGCGAAGGCAGAAACACUCUCAUUGCUGCUGGAACGGCGAUGGUGGUUGCUGGCAACACAAAUAUUUUUUUCAACCUGAAGCAGCUGGCAGACAGUGUGACUUGUGCUCUCCGUUCCCACAACUGGACUUUCCUUGACCUCACCUAUCUUAAAGCAAUCCGGUGGAUUACAGUCAAUUGAGGAUUUCAACACAUCUGUUUGUGGUGCGUGACAGUUUAAACAUGUCCUUUUUUGGUUUCAGACGAAGACCUGAAGCUGCAACUGGAAAAAAACAAGACUGAGCUUCACAAUAUCUCCAGCCAGAUCUCCUCCAUAAUAGCUCUACAGUCCCUUUUGGGCAAGAAAGUGCUGCCUUUUGUGGGGACAAUUUUGGUUCUGCUUGGCACAUACCUCUUCAUCCGAAACUUCCUGAGACCACAGACCAUCAGGUUUAAGAACACGUACAUUACACGAGGGUUCAUCAAGUACAAUGAGCAAGUAUGGCAGCAGGAAAAGCUCUCGGUGCUCCCCCUGAGUAAAGAAGAGAGAAACGUGUAUUCGCUGGUGCCGUCUUUUUGCCAAACACCUAAAGAAAGGAAAUGCACAGCACGCUUUUUUCUCCCUGUGCUUGCUAACCUUUGCAUUUGGGUCGUCUUUUCAGCAGUAGAUUAUUUGCUUUACGGCUCAUUUUUUCCCGUGAGCAAGCAUCUCCACGAUUUCCCUGAGCUAGAGGUCCACUUCAAAUUAUAUUACCACAAAAAUGCAGCUAAAUUUAUCUUGAACAAUGGGGAGAUUGUUGACAAGACUAUUUACUUUAAGACACCCCUUUUUGAAGAGAGCUGCAUUCCCAAACCAAAGAUUUCCCUCUCUGCUACGUGGAUCCAACUUGGAGUUAUUUUGUUCUUUCUAAUCGUGUUGGGGCUUAUGACGUCUAUACUCACACAACUUAAAAUAUUAGUGGCAACUGCGUUCUUUCCGAGCACAGACAUGAAACGGCUAAAGUAUCUGCACACAAAAUUGUUAAACAGAAGAUCCAAGUUCUCCGGGAAAAACGUGAAAAGGAAACUUAAUUCAUUUGCAAAGUUGCAUUUUUGGUUUCCCAUCUUCCAGGCGCUGGGAAAUGCCAGGAAGAAACCAACCAAGGUGGAAAAAGAAAGUCCUAUUUUAUAGCAUUAACUACAGGUUCUCAAGCUCAACAUUUUGCCUAGUGAAGAGCUCUUGGAACUUCAAAUGUUUGGGUGUGUUUUGCAAAAGACUGAUUGCCUUAAUAUGAAAUUUGAAAACAUUAAAGAAAUAUUUAAAAAUGUAAGGCUCCAUUAGUAAAAAAAAAAAAAA
Molecule: messenger RNA, 1599 nt
Organism: Thamnophis elegans (Western terrestrial garter snake)
Lineage: Eukaryota; Metazoa; Chordata; Lepidosauria; Squamata; Natricidae
Gene: DCSTAMP
Product: dendrocyte expressed seven transmembrane protein
Cellular component (GO): membrane
Source: RefSeq, a predicted model, not a curated record